Messenger RNA from Cryptomeria japonica (Japanese cedar), 850 nucleotides. RefSeq names its product stress-response A/B barrel domain-containing protein UP3-like. The transcript has a single exon. The record is from RefSeq and is a predicted model, not a curated record. Bases 116 to 751 code for a protein of 211 amino acids. Lineage: Eukaryota; Viridiplantae; Streptophyta; Pinopsida; Cupressales; Cupressaceae.
UCAAUGAAGUGCCCUGAUUUCACGAUUAAAUCGCAACAAACAGAUAACAUGUAAUCUAUAUAGCCGCAGGGUCGAGGGUUCGACCCCUGGACGAGGAUUCUCCUUUCACAGGAAAAUGGCGAGCGAACGGAGAGUGAUCGAACACAUCGUGUUAUUCAACGUAAAAGAAGGCGCGGCACAGGAAGAAAUAAACGCGUGGCUGUCUGCCCUAAAUGCGCUCGAUUCGCUGGAGUGCGUAGAAUACCUGCGCGCAACUCCAGCCGUGGCCACAAAUUCAUCCAACAAAUUCACGCACGCACUGUACGGGCGCUACAGGAGCCGCGAGGCCUUGGCUCAAUACUCAGACCAUCCCUGCCACGUGGCCGUCGUGCAGGGCCACCGUGUCGUAGAAGAUAAACUCGCACUGGACUGGGAGGCGCCUGAAGAUCGGUCUUGGUUCGAAUCCUGCCAUGCUCUUCGCAUCGAGCUUCUCAAGCCCCGGCUCGAUCUGGAGCAAGCUGAGCGCACAGAAGCUUCUGAGGUUCUCAGCGGGUACAACUUAUUUCCUAGGGUUUUAUCGGCUAGUUUUGGGGAGAAUAUUUCUCCUGAGCGAGCCAAGGGAUUCGGCUGGGGUUUUCUCUGUGCGUUCAGGGCUUUCGACGAUCUGCAGGAGCUCAGCAACAAUGAGGAGCAUGUGAGAAUUCAUGAGGACAAGGUUAUACCCAAGGUACAAGAAACCCUAAUUAUGGAAUGCCGUCUUGAGAUUCUCUGAAAUUUCAUAGUCCCUGUUCUCAGAUAAUUAUUAUAUUGUAAAAGAAAUUGUUUAACUGGUUAAUUUUUAUUUAUCUAAUAUAUAUAUUUUUUAUUAUUA